AUGAAUCUCGCAAACAUUUCAUAUUUCACGGGCAUGUGCAACAUGACGGCAGAGUCCCAGCACUCGCCCGACGAGGCGGCCAGUCCAGUGGUAUUGUCGCCUAAUGUGAGCCUGGACUCCCCCAUUCCUCCACCACUGAACCACCAUGUCCGAUUCAAGGAUGGUGUUCUCAUCAAAGCUGAGCCUCGGGGCAGCAGCCCAAACACAGACAGAGAUGAAGGGCUUUCACUGGGACAAACCGAGGAGCACCUUCCCGCCACUGGAAGCCGGCGAAGGAAAAGGCCAGUGCAGCGAGGAAAACCACCCUACAGUUACAUCGCCCUAAUAGCGAUGGCCAUCGCCAAUUCACCUGAGAGAAAACUUACCCUGGGGGGCAUCUAUAAAUUUAUCAUGGAGCGCUUUCCAUUUUACCGCGAGAAUUCGAAAAAGUGGCAAAAUUCUAUACGCCAUAACCUCACCCUCAACGACUGUUUCGUGAAGAUCCCACGGGAGCCCGGUAGGCCUGGGAAAGGAAACUACUGGACGCUUGACCCAGCCGCUGAGGACAUGUUCGAUAACGGGAGUUUUUUGCGUAGGAGAAAAAGGUUCAAGCGGACUGAUGUAAGCACAUAUCCUGGGUACAUGCAAAGCUCCAGUGCUUUCACCCCCACACCAAUGGGCAGACAGACAUUCCCCAACUCAUUGUACCCGGGUAUGACGUCGGGCUACGGGUCUCAGGUGACUGGAUCUGCGCACCCAGCGAUGCUCCAUCACUAUCAGACAUCGGCCGGGGUCGCGCAAGGUCAGCCCAGAAUGUUCAGCAUCGAUAACAUUAUUAGUCAGCAGACAGUCAUGCAAAGCGGGCCUGGGGGAGACCUCAGCCCACAGUCUUUCGGCCUGGGCGCGGGAGACCUGGGUACCAUGACCUCCAGCUGUUCCGUAUCUACCUCUGACCCAACCUUCUUUCAGACCCAGUCGAUAAAUCCCACAAGUAACAUGCUGAGCAGGAACACCGGAUCUUUUGCUUCAAACAUGACAGCCGGCUUCACUUACCCCUCAUCGGCUUCACCUACUCACCUGUCCGGGGUCACGCAGUCCAGCUUCUCUCCGGGAGGUUCACAGGUGUACUGCACUGGGAACAGGAUGUCGCUGCCCGCUGUACGCUCUGGGUCGUGCGCCGAGCACACAGAACCCCUUUUAGGUCUCCCCGGAUCAGCUAUGAACUCCUACAAUAAUUCCUACGUGAGACAAGCAAAUUUUGCCUCUGGACUGGAGCGAUACAUGUGA
Messenger RNA from Xyrauchen texanus (razorback sucker), 1266 nucleotides. RefSeq names its product forkhead box protein E4-like. The record is from RefSeq and is a predicted model, not a curated record. Gene Ontology annotation, biological process: regulation of transcription by RNA polymerase II; anatomical structure morphogenesis; cell differentiation. NCBI's taxonomy places the organism in Eukaryota, Metazoa, Chordata, Actinopteri, Cypriniformes, Catostomidae. The transcript has a single exon. Bases 1 to 1266 code for a protein of 421 amino acids. Gene Ontology annotation, molecular function: RNA polymerase II cis-regulatory region sequence-specific DNA binding; DNA-binding transcription factor activity, RNA polymerase II-specific.